AAUAGUCAAAAUAAAGAAAAACCCAUGAAUGAGUAGGUGUGUCCCAACGUUUGACUGGUACUGUAUAUAUAUUUUUUCAGUUCAAGAAGUCUUAUUGAUUUACAUGUAACAUUUCUGAAUGGGUGGAUUGUAUGAUCAUUUCCCCAUAGAAUACAUAUUUCAAUGUUUUUAGGGUAUCCAUCUAUCAAAUGACAACCAACUGGUAAUGUUAUCUUGGAUGCAGGCUGUCUGUGUUAGCUAACUUCACACUGAAGCUCUUCCUCAUUUGAGUCAAACGAGUUAACUUCAAGCCAUGUCUACUGACUGGGUGUUUCCUGUGUGUGGCAUUAUAAUUUUCACUGGCUUUGACCCAGCCUCAAAGAACCAUAAGUGCCUUCUUUACUGAAUCCCCUCACAGAGGAUAUCACAUUUGAUUUACUGCUGAGAUGACUUUGCAAUUCCAAGAUGUAUUUUGGGUGAGUUCACUUUAACGUCUUGAAUUUUGAUUAACCACUUUGAUACUCAAUCUAUAUGAUCUUUAUGGAUAAGGUUGAUGUUAUUUAAAAAAAUGCACUGCACAGAGGAUAUCAGCAGAGACAGCUAAAUUAUUUACUGCUUGAUCCAAACUGUAUUGUGGUAACAACACCUGAGGCAGUACACCUGUGUCAGAGGCAGCCCUUUACUAAAUUAAACUUUGUUUGUUUCAUUGGCUCUCAGAUUGUCGUCUUUACAAAUGUUUGUUCUAUGGUCUCACAGCCAACUUCGUUCUUUUUCUAAAUAUACUAGACUAAAACUUUAUUUCAUAUGCUAUGAUGAAGAAAUGUACUUGUGUAAUUAUUUUAUGUGGAAACUUGCUUUUGAAUGUGUGGCAUUAAUAAAUGUGCUAGUGUGUUAUAUUUUGUAAUUUAUCUAAAUAACUAGGCCCACAGAACAUUGUUGUGACUUAUUCUCUUGGCUGGAUUGCUCAUUUCUGAGUGUCAGUAUCUCUAUGCUGAGUUUCCUGUAAAACAGGCUAGGCUCUUUUAUCUUUCUGUAUUUGAUCUUCUGACUGUGAUGCAUUGUCAGAACUGUAAUCUACAAAACUACAGAUAGCUUCUGGGUUAAUUUGCAUAGCAGGCUCAUUGCAAUAAUCCCCUUCUAACCUUUGCAAAUAAAAAUUACCUUAUUGUGCAUGUUUUCUUAUUACUUUGUAUGAAAUAGUUUGGCAUUGAAUUAUGUUUGAUAUUGUAUAACACUUGUGCAAUACAAAUACCUGUAUUUGGCAUUCUGUAUUGUACAUUCAUUUAUACAUGUUUUACUUCACAUAGUACACAAUCAUGCAUAAGCCAAAGUUCAGCUAACAGACGACAGUCAAUGGUUUGCUGUUGAUACAUGAGGCGGUCAACAGUGGAAUCCUUUCUUUUGCUGCUAAGCGAUUUCUAUGACCAAGCUACUAUUUAAAACUAUUUUCCUGUGGAAACUGGGUGGUAUGUAGUAUGAGUGAUACAGUGUGGGCCAGCAACAUCUCCACUGAAGGCCUACUACAGUAUCUGAUAUGUGUCAUUUAACUUAUAACUUUCACCUGCACUGGCAUUCAAUACUAUUAUGUACACGGCAUCCUUGAAAGCAUUUUGUUUUGACAAACACCAUAAAUCUGUAAACGUGUCAAAAGCUGCUGUAGCUGAAAGAUGAGUAUUUGCAUCUAUUUUUCGAAAAUGACUUUCUUUGGACCUUUGUAUUAAAUCUUUGCAUUUUCUUUUCUUUGAAGUUAAGAUAAUGCUAUGAUUCUGUAUGGUUGUAGGGAGUGGAUUUCAUCAGUAAUGUGGGAUAUGAGGCUCUCAUCCAGAGACUCUGUGAGGGUCGACGGAUGUGCAAAGACAUGGAGGAGCUCUUGAAGAUGAGGGCAUCCGCUGAAGAGAGAUAUGGCAAGGAGUUGGUGAUGAUUGCACGCAAGGCAGGGGGACUCUGUGAGAUCAGCACUUUGAGAGCAUCCAUUGACCAACUCAAAGUCCAAAUUGAGAACAUUGGGAACCUACACAUACAGCUCUCUGGGAUGUUAAAGGAAGAGGUCAAGAGUAUGGAACAGUUCAGGGAUCGACAGAAAGAGCAGAGAAAAAAGUUUGAAGGCGUCAUGGACAAGGUUCAGAAGAUGAAGGUGUCUUUAUACAAGAAAACAAUGGAGUCUAGAAGGUCCUAUGACCAAAGGUGCAGAGAGGCAGAUGAGGCAGAGCAAGCUGCUGAGAGGAUGAGCAGUGCAGCCACCACCACACCCAAGCAGGCUGAAAGGAUGCACAACAAGUCUAAGCAGUGCAGAGAGGCAGCAGGAGAGGCAGAAAAACAAUACAUGUCAAACAUUGAACAGCUAGACAAGAUUCGCCAAGAAUGGGAAACCACACAUGAGAGCACAUGUGAGGUCUUUCAGCAGCAGGAGGGAGAUCGUAUCAACAUCCUAAGGAAUGCCAUCUGGGUCCACUGUAACCAAUUCUCAAUGCAAUGUGUCAAAGAUGAUGAGUGUUAUGAGGAUGUGAGGAAAACUCUAGAACUGUGUGACAUCACGGUAGACAACAACUGCUUUGUUGAGAUGAAAAGCACUGGCUCAAGUCCACCAGCUCCCAUUGUGUUUGAGAACUACUAUGAGAGGGAGCCCUCGACAGACACCAAUGGCAGUGCCCGCUUUGUAGGAGGAGUUAUGAAGAGGUUUUCAAACCUUUUGCAAGGCAACUCCUCGGCUGGCUCCAAAAUUAACGUCAAUGACUGUUCACAGCCAUUAGCCCCACCUACUGCCGACACAUCAGAUGGAGUGUACGCCUCCAUUCCUGGAUUUCAGCCAGUGGAGCCAACCAUCUCAGAGAGCAGAGAGGAGUACCAGGCGCUAUAUGACUAUGAGGCUCAGAGUGCGGGUGAGCUGUCCAUGUCUGCAGGGGAGACGGUGGUGGUCAUUGAGCAGGGUGUGGAUGGCUGGUGGACUGUGGAGAGGAACGGCCUGUCAGGACUGGUCCCUGGAUCCUAUCUGGCCAAAUAAUGAGCUCCUCUUGGCACAAGUAGUAAGGCUGGAAGGCCCAUAGCAUAGCCCUGCCCUGCAUAUGUCUUAGUUUGACUAUUUCCUCUAAGCCUAACAGUGUUGAUAAUGUUAGCUCAGUCUUGGCUACACUGUAUGUGUUGUUUAGUGACCUCACUGACCUGAGACCAUGGCUUUAUCUAAUGAUGGAGAUUACUAACUUAUUUGUUGUCAAGAUGGAAAGAGAUGUGCACUUACCUGUUUUACUUUCCUCUCAAGUCAACAGGCACUACAGUUUGUGUUGUUGAACAAUCCUACUGUAGCCAGGACAGCUGCAAAAUAAAGCACUCUAGUUUUUACAUUUGGUUGAGUUGUCAACUAAGGUGAAUUCAAAGUGAAAUCAACUAAAAAAAUGUCACUGUCAUUGGAUUAAGGUUCAAAUAAAAAAU
Molecule: messenger RNA, 3405 nt
Organism: Salvelinus namaycush (lake trout)
Lineage: Eukaryota; Metazoa; Chordata; Actinopteri; Salmoniformes; Salmonidae
Product: proline-serine-threonine phosphatase-interacting protein 1-like
Exons: 14
Coding region: 1826-2980 (384 amino acids)
Biological process (GO): actin filament polymerization
Cellular component (GO): actin filament; cytoplasm; plasma membrane
Molecular function (GO): actin filament binding
Source: RefSeq, a predicted model, not a curated record